AUGGAUUCAGACGAAUAUGACGACGACAUCGCCGAUGAAGACCUCAUUAUUGCCGCCAGCCAAGCUCCCGCACUGGCUCUAGGCCAGCCGCAAUCUGCUGGGUUCAAUUCGAGGCAAUCCCAACCCCGCGUGCAACAGACAAAAAAUCCCGGGGGUGGCCUUGGUUCGCUCCAGAUAAACCCAGUGCAGCGAGCGGGUUCUAACAUAUCGUCCUUUGUGGACUUUGCGAACUUACCUUCAGAUGCCUUCCCACGCUCUCCCCCGUCCCACCGAAGGGGCGGCGCUCAAGCUCUUCCUCAGAGGGCCCCCUCUACGGGCUUCCAGCAGCCGCCUCGUGUCGGGGUUCCGGCUCCUGCUAUGCGCCAAACUACUCUCUUCGGCCAUACCGUCCAGCGAGGGUCGGCCUCCCAGCCUAGCCAAGCCAAUGCAAACCGUGUCUUCCGCGCAGAUUUACCCCCGGAGCCACCCACACAUCACGAACUGGAUUCGGAGGCCAUGGCAACUUGGGUAUAUCCCACAAACCUAGGACCAACUCGAGACUACCAAUUCAACAUCGUCAAGAACGGCUUAUUUAACAACACCCUCGUGGCCCUGCCCACGGGCUUGGGAAAGACAUUCAUUGCUGCCACAAUCAUGUUGAAUUUUUUCCGCUGGACAAAAAUGGCCAAGAUUGUAUUCGUUGCCCCGACGAAGCCGCUCGUGGCCCAGCAAGUCGAUGCCUGUUUCAACAUAGCAGGCAUCCCAAGGUCUCAGACAACUCUCUUGACAGGCGAGAUCCCUCCUGCUCUUCGAGUCGAUGAAUGGGGAUCCAAGAGGGUCUUCUUCAUGACUCCACAAACGUUGGAAAACGACUUAUCUUCUGGAUAUGCCGAUCCCAAGUCAAUCGGCCUACUAGUAGUCGACGAGGCCCAUAGGGCAACGGGAAAUUACUCCUACGUAAAGGUUGUCACCUUUCUAAGGCGCUUCUCGAGCAGCUUCCGGAUUCUCGCUCUCACUGCCACCCCGGGAUCCAAAGUCGAGUCGGUCCAAGAGGUGAUCGAUAGUUUAGGGAUCUCCCACGUAGAGAUUCGUACUGAGGAGUCGAUCGACAUCCGUCAGUAUGUCCAUCAGAGAGAUGAAGAUAUUGUCUUACUAGACCCAUCGGACGAGAUGAACCAUAUCAAGGAGCUGUAUUCUAAGGCACUAAAGCCUCUCGUGGAAAAGCUGAGCCAGCAAAAUAUCUAUUACGGCCGUGAUCCGAUGGCCCUGACUACCUUUGGCAUCCUAAAAGCAAGGAAAGAUUGGUUUGCUCACGCUGGGCAACACGUCAAUCAGGGCGUCAAGAUUAUGAUGAUGUCAAUCUUCUCCAUUCUAGGAAGCCUAGCCCAUGGUAUCAAGCUGCUCAGCUUCCACGGCAUCAAACCGUUCUAUGAUAGCUUGGUUGAGUUUCGGGACGAAACCGAGAGCAAGGGGGCUAAGGGCUCCAAGUACAAACGGCAGGUUAUCGACUCGCCUAGCUUUCGAGAGAUGAUGGAUAAGAUCGCCAGCUGGUCCAAAAAGGACGGCUUUAUCAGCCACCCGAAGCUCACAUACCUAUCCGACACCGUCCUCAACCACUUCAUGGACGCCAGCGACGGCCGAGGAGCCGACCCGUCGAAUACUCGGAUCAUCGUUUUUAGCGAGUAUCGCGACAGCGCCGAGGAGAUUGUACGAGCUCUCAACAUCCACCAGCCACUAAUCCGUGCAGCAGUAUUCGUCGGACAAGCCGACUCAAAGAGAACAGAGGGCAUGAAGCAAGCGGAACAAAUCGACCGAAUCCAGAAAUUCAAGAAGGGGGAUUUCAACGUCCUGGUCGCGACAUCUAUCGGUGAGGAAGGACUCGACAUUGGCCAAGUCGACCUGAUCAUAUGCUACGACGCUUCCGCGUCGCCUAUCCGAAUGCUUCAGCGGAUGGGCAGAACCGGGAGGAAGCGGGCGGGGCGCGUUGUUCUGCUCCUGAUGCGGGGGAAAGAGGAGGAAAAAUACGCCCAGUCCAAGGACGCCUACGAAAAGAUGCAACGCAUGAUAUGCGAUGGAAGCCGUUUCAGCUUCCGCCACGACCUAUCCGCACGAAUCGUCCCGCGGGACAUUCGCCCGGAAGUCGAGAUGAAAGCCGUCGAAAUCCCCAUCGAAAACACGCAGAUCCAGGGCCUCCCGGAGCCCAAGAAGGGGAGGGCCACGAAGAAGAAGCCGCCGAAGAAGUUCCACAUGCCCGACGGCGUAGAGACCGGCUUUACUAGCGUCGCCGCGCUCUUGGGCAAGAAAGCGCCUGCGGCCAAGGCCAAGGCCAAGGAGCCCCGGCGGCCGCCGGCCGAGCAGGACGAGGUGGUCGACGUGCCCCGCCUCGACCGGGUCCUGCUCAGCGAGAGCCAAGUCGCCGAGCUGAACCGGGCGUACAAGCACCUCCCCAACUCCCACAUCAACACGACCGAGGACAUCGCGCAGGUGGAUCUGGCGACGCACCCGGCCGCCCAGAGGACCAUGCGCAAAACCGUGCAUCUGAAGCACGGGGAGUACACGAGGCGGUGCGUGAGGAUGCUGAGGACGAUAGCGAGCGCCUCGGGCGGCCCCCCGAGACCGCGCACGGGAUCGGACACGAGCCGUUGGCGCCAGCUGCCGCUGCCCGCAUCCGGGCCCGACUCGGACGGCGACGUCGCGGAGGCGGGGCCCGCGCGCAAGAAGCGGAAGGCCGCGCCGACGUCGGAGGACGACAUCCCCGAGCCGCCGCCGCCGGCUCGCGCGCCUCAGCCGAAGAGAGCAGCGGGGCCCGCGGUGAAGACGUCUCGCGGGCGCAGCGCCGCCAGCGCGGUGGAAGUCGACGACGACGACAGCGAGGGCGACGCGGUGCGCCUGCCGCCGCCCCGGAAGCGCAGCGCCGCGGCUCGGCCGAAAGCAACGGUGGGGCGGGCCAAGACGACGAAGACGAAGACGAAGAACCCGCGACGGACGACGGCGGCGGCGGCGGCGUACGACGAGAGCGCCGACGAGGGCGACGACUGCCGGCGCACGAGCGACCUCGAGCUGACGGACGACUCGGACAGCGGCGGGGACCUGGAGGGCUUCGUCGUGGGCGACGACGAGGCGGUGACGUCGAGUCAGGCGGCGACGUCGUCGGCGCCGGCCCGCGCCCGGUCCACGUCGCCGACGUCGCCGGCGUCCUCCUCGGCCGGCGCCGCGGGCCCCCGCCGCACGCGCACGCCCUACUACGAGCCGACCCGCUUCGACUCGACCCAGGACAGCGCCGCCGACGACUCCGCCCCCGACGCCGACGUCCCGUCCUUGAGCCAGAUCGUCCGGGAGAGCCAGGCGGCCGCCGCGGGCGCCGCGAGAGCGGGAGCGCGGCCGUGGGCCAGGGCCAGGGCGCGCGAUGAGGACGAGGACGAGGACGAGGAGGAUAGCGGGGACCAAGGCCCCGGCCCGGGGCGCAGGGGCGGCCGCGCGAGGGACAGGCGGCCGGAGAAGAAGAGGAGGGUUAUCGACGAUGACGAUGACGACGACGACUGA
Molecule: messenger RNA, 3522 nt
Organism: Durotheca rogersii
Lineage: Eukaryota; Fungi; Ascomycota; Sordariomycetes; Xylariales; Xylariaceae
Product: P-loop containing nucleoside triphosphate hydrolase protein
Exons: 2
Coding region: 1-3522 (1173 amino acids)
Biological process (GO): replication fork reversal; interstrand cross-link repair; double-strand break repair via synthesis-dependent strand annealing
Molecular function (GO): hydrolase activity; four-way junction DNA binding; ATP binding
Source: RefSeq, a predicted model, not a curated record